AUGCGGGAAGAGGUGCCACACGACCUGUGCAUCCGACUGGUCCCUGCUGCUGCGCUGGCUGGUGCCGUGUUUGGUCCCUCGAUGCCUCCUCUCCGAUCGUCUCUCUCCCCCUAUCCUCUCCUCCACCCACCUGUCCUCUCCCCUCCCCUUCUCUACCUUCCUCUAACCCUCCCAACCUCCCUGCUCGAUCCCCUGCUGCCUCUCUCAUUCCCUGGUCCUCCCCUCCUGAUCCCGCUGCCCCCCCUAUACCUCCGUCUGCUCUAUGCUGCUCCCGCCCCUGCCCCACCCUCGAGCCCAAACCCGGAAGCGCGGCACCCUGGGCCCGCGGCCUGCGCUGGCUCUCCUGCUGCUGCCUCUGCUAUCCCCCCUCCCCGUCCUGGCCCGUCUGCUCCCCCUGCCGUCCCCUCUGCCCUCCUGUCCCUCGCGCCACCCGACCCCGCAGCUGAUGCUGCCCCCACUGCCCCCCAUCACCCGGCUAUCCUGCCUCGCCCCUCUGCUCCAGCGGUCCCUCAGCCCGUGUCCCCUCUCCCACCACCUGUCCCUCCAGUCUCGCUUGAGCCGCCUCCAACUGCCCGUGACGUCUCAUUGCACGCUGCCAGGCAAAGGCAACGUGCAAUGCGGCGCUCAUCUGCUGUGGAGGGAUCGGUGGCGGUGUGUGACCGGACCUCCCUAGUUGGGACCCCACCCGCCCCUCUUGCCCCUGUUGUCCCCAUGUCCCCUAAGUCCACCCCCUUUGCUGGCUCUUUACUGCCAAAGACAGCCCCAGCAGGCCCUGCUGUGGAUCCCACCGCCGCCCCCAGUGGGUGUGCUAUGGCCGUUGUUGCUUCAGCUGCAGCCCCACCUUCUGUCUUUGUAGCCUCUGCUCUCUCCUCUCUCACAGUAGCACCUGCUGCUGUACUCUCCCUUGCCCCAGGCCCCGCUACACUCUCCCCCGCUGCAGCCCCCAAAGCCCUCCCCUGUAUACCAGCUCCAGCUGUGGCCUCUGCCACUCCUGCUGUGGUCCCUGCAGCCUCACCUGGUGCGGUCUCUGUGGCCUCACCUGCUGCGGGCCCUGUAACCUCACCUGCUGUGGACUGUGCAGCCUCACCGGCUGCGGUCUAUGCGGCCCUACCUGAUGCGGACUCUGCAGCCUCGCCUGCUGCUACCCCUGCCGCCUCACCUGCUGUAGUCCCUGCAGCCCCACCUGGUGCGGUCCCUGCAACCUCACCUGCAGCGAUCCCUACUGCCUCACCUGCCGUGGUUCCCGCUGCCUCACCUGCUGCGGUCCCUGCUGCCCACCUGCUUCGGUCCUCACCUGCUUCGGUCCCUGCAGCCUCCCCUGCUGCGGUCCCUCAAGUCUCGCCUGCUGUGGCCACUGCCUCUACCCUUUCCGUGGCCAGAGUCACCACCUCUAGCGUCUUUCCAGGAGCCUCUGCUAUCCCCCCCGUGUCCUUUGCUAUACCCACUGUAACCCUUGCCGUCCCCACGACAUCCCUUGCUGCCCCCAUGGCAUCCCUUGCCGUCACACCCGCAGCCCCUGCCCCUUUUCCUACAGCAGAGCUGCUCGCCUCGGCCUCACGCUCAGCGUUACUCUCAUGCACGUCCAGGUCCGGUGCCCUGGCUUUCCCUUUCCCCUCCUCUCCUCUCUUGGCCACGGGUGGGGCCUGCCUUGCUCUCCCUUUCAACCCCCCCGUGGGGGUGGGGCCUGCUGCGUUCCCUUGGGCUGAAGAGGGAAGGGGGGAACAGAGUUCAAGGGGUAGUGUGGACGGACGAGUGAAGCAGGGGGGGCAGAGGGGGUGGGGUGGCAGGGAGGGAGGGAGACAGGGUAGUUGGGAGAUCGUGAUGGGUGAUAAGUGCGGAGGGGUGGACCCCAGGGGGGAGGGAGUGCCGUUGGAACUGGCCAAAGAGAUGGCGGAGGGGGGUUGGGGAGGGGGGCUGGACGGCACAGGGAGCAAGGACAAGGGGUGUAGAGUGCUGCUGGGGGUGGGAAAAGCAGUGUGGAGCCAGGUGACGGCAGGUCGGUCACCAAAGGGCCUGGUAGGACAGAAAGCAGACGUGCAGCCCCUGCUGGAUACGGGAGGCGCUGAGGGGGAAAGGGAGGUUGGAGGGGAGAGUACGGCUCGUAGAGGACCUGGGAGGGGAGGGGGGAGGUGGUACGGAGUGGGACCAAAGGUGGUAAAAGACAGUGCAUGGAGGUACUGGGGGCAGGGAGACAGGGGACUGGAGGGAGAAAAGCCUGCUGGAGGCCCUGGUGGGGAAGUGGGGGGAAGGGGCGGUAAUGGUGGUGGACAAAAGGGAAGGGUGUGGUGCAGUGUGUCGGAAUAG
Messenger RNA from Closterium sp. Naga37s-1, 2304 nucleotides. The record is from the annotation of a GenBank genome assembly. Lineage: Eukaryota; Viridiplantae; Streptophyta; Zygnematophyceae; Desmidiales; Closteriaceae.